This is a messenger RNA of Anopheles aquasalis, 3370 nucleotides long. RefSeq names its product transcription factor SPT20 homolog. The record is from RefSeq and is a predicted model, not a curated record. NCBI's taxonomy places the organism in Eukaryota, Metazoa, Arthropoda, Insecta, Diptera, Culicidae.
CCGCGCCAACAAUUCCACGGCUUUUCGGAACCAGCCAGCCAGCUAGCCAGCCAGCCAGCCACUGCAUCCGCUGGCUUCCCAUCCCAGAGCGAGUGUAUUCGGUGUAGUUGUGCGCUGUCUGAGUGCGUCCGUGCGUGCGUACAUGAGGGUAGCUACGCGCCCAUCCCCGGUACCCUCGGUGUGAUCUUCUUGCCGGUGUGCAUCCGUGUGUGUGCACUGUCACUGUGAGUGCCCUUUAUUAAAACACUUAAAGUUCUCGAAAAAAAAACUCCCAGUGUGCCAGGGUCCAAGGACUUGGCUUCCCGCGUGUCGCGCCAACGGAUCGUGCCAUCAUCUAUCAAAAGCCACCAGCCAGCCAGUUCGUUCGGUUCAUCAACAUCAACAAACCUCUGUGCCGCUGUGCGCUGUCGUGCAGGCAGUCGCCAAAACAACCGCAAAACAAAACAAAAAACAAAGCAAACCCCAACGAGAAGCCCCAGCGAUGCGGCUAACGCAGUGCGUGUGGUUGCUGGCCCUGCUGGGCACCGUCCUAGUGGUGACGGUGGCGGCCAAGGAGGGCGCGAACGACCGGAAGCUCAACAUCGAUCCGGCGCUGCGCAAAGCGCUGCUGCGCGCCCUGCGCCACCUGAAGGAGCGCCAGGAGGAGGAAAGGCAGGAACAGGAACUGCUCGGUGAGGCCAACACGACCGAGGAGAACUACGCGACCACGAUCCUGGACGAGAUACUGGAGGAAAGCACGGUCGAGGAGGAGAACGGUCAGCUCAGCGAUCUGCCCGCCAGCAACAUCGACUACCACACGUACGUGGCUACGGCCGAUACCAGCAGCAGCAGCAGCAGCAGCAGCAACAGCGGUAGCAACAAAGAUACGGACCCGGGUCUAGCAACGGCAGAGACGGGCAAGGGCGUGCCGGUGGCCAGUAAUGAGGGGGAUGCCAAUGAAAUCAUCAAAACGAUCAUCAUCGCCAAACCAAAGGUUAAUCUGAGCCCUCCGAAGCAGGAAGCGGACAAUGAAAUCGUACCGGUGGCAGCCCUCAUCACCGAGGCACCGGGUACACCGGUGGCGCUCCCGGUCGUCGCUCAUGCUGACGUCACGGCUACGACGACGACGACGACGACAACGACGGUGAGCACCAGUACCGGCCGGCCGGGGCCGACCACUGAGGCACCGACGCACAACGAGGAUGGCGAGAACAUUGAGCAGGUCAAGUCGGAGGAUGUGAAAAUCCAGCAAGCACCGCUGGUGGCCGCCUUCACCGUGCAGCAGGAUCAGCUCGGUGUACCACGGAACGUCAUACCGCUACUGCAGACACCACCGAAGCAAACGUCACCUUCACAGCAACAGCAGCAGCAGCAGCAGCAGCAGCAGCAGCAGCAGCAGCAGUUACCAUCCGUCCAAAGUGCCGUCGAAUUUCAGCCUACUAGUCCGCCGCUACUGACACCACUCGUUCCACUGAGUACCAGGGCACUGGAGGAGAAGACGCGGCUACUGGAGCAGCAGCUGAUCGCACUGCAGAACGCACAACGCGCCCAGGAACAGCUGCUGCGGGCCAAGAUCCAGCAGGAGCAGGCCAUCAUCCAGCAGCAACAGCAGCAGCUGCUGCAGCAGAAGCAGCGGCUCGAGGAAGAGACCCGGUUGCGCCUCCAGCGAUUCGAGCAGGAGCAGCGCCUAUUCCGUCAGCAGCAGCAGCAGCAACAGUUCCAACAGCAACAGCAGCUCUUCCAGCAAGGACCAUUCAAGCCUCAGGCACUACCUCUACAGCAGCAGCAGCAACAGCCACUGCAACAAGCACCGCAGCCAACCUUCAUCCAGGAACUGCCGCGUCCGGGCCCGGCCGUCCAGUUCAUCCCGAGCGUGAGCCUGCCCGGUGGCAAACCGAUUCCCAUCUCCGUGGAGCAGCAGCUUCCCUUCAAGGAAGCCGUUGACUUCCAGCAACAACAGCAGCAGCAGCAGCAGCAGCAGCAGCAAGCCCAAGGUCCAAAGACGACGACCUCGAUCGAGCAGGUGAAGGCUAUCAGUCCUCAACAGCAGAAUCUACUACCUCCUCAGCUAGCCCGUGAUCAAACGUUGCCACUGAAGCCGUUCCAACCGUUUAACCUGUUCCCGGUACUGCCACCACUGCAGCUAGCACCGCUGGCGGCGGCCGGACCGAGCCCAUUCGACCAGCAGCUCCUGCCGCUGCAGCAGCGCAACCGGGUGUUCCGCCAGGAACCGGCGACCGGUAACGCUGGUCUCAACUUUGGACCUCCUCCGCAGCAACACCACCACCACCACCAGCACCAGCACCAGCAGCAGGUGCCGUUCCGGCCGUCGCAGCCGCUCAGCGACAGCCAGAACCUGCAGAACCUGCUGUUCCAGUCCGGCAUCACGUCCCGCUCGGCCGAGGACUUCAACAUCAUCACCAAGGUGCUCGCCCUCAACCACGGCAUCCCGCAGGCCUCCUCCCAGAGCAUGUUCGCCAAGCUGAGUCCGGAGCAGCAGCGGCAGCUGCUCUUCCGGAAGUGAGAGCAAGGGAACAGCAUCCCUCAUCCCCCUUUCCACCCCCCCCCCCCUCCACCCCCUUUUUAUCCCGGGGUUACCGGAUUUUCAUGCAUCGUCGAGUGUGUUGGGGCGGUGUGUGCGGUGUGUGUGCGGUGUGUGGCUCUGGGAUCGCUCUGCCAUAUUUAUUAUUGGUCCCCUCCCCAUUCACCCCUUUUGAGUUGUGCCUUUUCCCGUCUGCUCUCCGCCUCGCCACCAAUGGCUUCACGCUACCGCAUCAGCCUCCUUCUUCACCCAGCUCAGCUCGAUUCACCCCUGCCCACCCUCCACCCUCCCUAACCCCUUCAUACCACACGCACAACACGCACACCCGAAAAAAACAAAAACACACACCCCAUAUCAUCGAAUUUUCUUCAUUCUCGCACGAAUGCGUUUUCAUGUUAUUUAAGCAUUACACGGCAUGGGUCACCAGGGGGGGGGGGGGGGAGGUCGAGGAGGGUGAGUGGGGUAUCGGAAAGAUUCGGUUGGUAAAUGAAGCGACGAGUCUUUCUUGGUUUUUCUUUCCAUGGCAUCCCUUCCAUCGCUGGUUGGCGAUCACCAGCAAGCACAGGCGGGAAGGAAACGGGGGUUAUCUUCUCCUCUUAAUACUCUUACUCCCACCCCCACCCCCAACCCCCCCCCCCCCCCAUGUUACCCACGGUGCCGCGUGGGGAGAUUAUUAGGUAAGAAAUGGCUCGGCUCGCUCGGUCGCUCGACAAUAUCCGACACACCGGCAUCCGAUUCCGCACGUUCGAGACGUUUCCGACUUUGACAAAAGUAGUAGUAGCAGGCUAUACGUAGUAGGGACGAUGGGGCGGGCCAAGCGGGAGCGCUGAAUUAGCUUGUAAUAAACGU